CUCUACACCUACACCAGCCCUGCAUCUUGCGGAACCAGUACUGUGUCCAUUUUUCUUCAUGGAGAUCAUGAAAAUUGGGACCCGCGGCUCCCUUUGCUCCUAGGAAGCAAACCAGACGCUAUCGUCGGUCUGAAUACUGGGCUUACUAAUUCCCCAGCGUGGCAGUUCGUUACCUUGUGCUGUCACACUGAUAAUACGCUUUUUGCCGUCACCGAAUACACAGAACAAUACGCCGAACUUCAAAGAGAUGCAAUUCCCAGAUCAUUGCCCGUGCCCUCCCUCGCUUACACUCAGCAGGAAUACCCCAUCGCAUUUAAUCCAUUCCAGCAUCCUGGACAGAGAAACUUGGGCUCAGUGCGCUUGCCGAACGUAUCGAACGGGUUGACAAUGAGAGUGGUUGGCUGA
Messenger RNA from Suillus fuscotomentosus, 405 nucleotides. RefSeq lists its product as uncharacterized. Lineage: Eukaryota; Fungi; Basidiomycota; Agaricomycetes; Boletales; Suillaceae. The annotation marks the transcript as partial. The record is from RefSeq and is a predicted model, not a curated record. The transcript is spliced from 2 exons.